AUGUCUGAUGGGGUCAAAGCCUCAUGGACUGAAGGCUUAAUUCCCGAGCGUAAAUGGACCCCCCAACUUUCCAUCGGCCCUACCCAAUCGCAAGCCACGCUUACCGAGGAAAUUGGGGUGCAGGUUGUUUUGUGGAAGAUGAUACGAAUGGAUCGUGGUUUCAACGAGGGAUCCGUUAGGGCCAAAAGAGGGCGACCUAUCAGCAGGGAGGUGGAAAAGCUAGAGCUGCGGCAAGCGUUACACGCGGAACCCAAGGGGAGCCACCACCAAGUAGACCAUGAUCUCUUCGGCGGUCUCUAG
Coprinopsis cinerea okayama7#130 is the source of this 300-nucleotide messenger RNA. RefSeq lists its product as hypothetical. Lineage: Eukaryota; Fungi; Basidiomycota; Agaricomycetes; Agaricales; Psathyrellaceae. Bases 1 to 300 code for a protein of 99 amino acids. The transcript is spliced from 4 exons. The record is from RefSeq and is a predicted model, not a curated record.